ACUAGUUACAUCUGCGACGGGCAGGCCAAAUUACGGUCGUUAACUCACGGGCGACCUGGGUGCUGUUUUCAGAGAGCUGGCGUCUUUGGCGACCCGGGAAUCGCCAGGGUUGAACGGAAUGUCUCUUUUCUUCUUGGCAGCAACACAGUCACCCCCGGGGGCAAGCCCAACAGGACCAGAGUCAUCUGGGGGAAGGUGACCCGGGCCCACGGAAACAGCGGCAUGGUGCGGGCCAAAUUCCGCUCUAACCUGCCCGCCAAAGCCAUUGGACACCGGAUCCGAGUGAUGCUGUACCCAUCCAGAGUCUAAAUGUAGGCCGCAAAUAAAACGGAAUGUCUUAUUUCACUUUUUGUAUA
Messenger RNA from Protobothrops mucrosquamatus (brown spotted pit viper), 356 nucleotides. RefSeq names its product 60S ribosomal protein L35a-like. The record is from RefSeq and is a predicted model, not a curated record. Gene Ontology annotation, molecular function: structural constituent of ribosome. Gene Ontology annotation, cellular component: ribosome; cytosolic large ribosomal subunit. NCBI's taxonomy places the organism in Eukaryota, Metazoa, Chordata, Lepidosauria, Squamata, Viperidae. Gene Ontology annotation, biological process: cytoplasmic translation; ribosomal large subunit biogenesis. The transcript has 2 exons. The annotation marks the transcript as partial.